AUGUCUUUCUUUGAUAUUCCCCCUGCGCCUUCUACGAAGUUAGGCUACUACCGCCUUUUGUCCCCUUUGGCGGGUGUUCGCGUUUCGCCCAUCCAGCUGGGUGCGAUGAGCAUUGGUGACAAAUGGGAUAAGCUCGGGUUUGGAAGCAUGGACAAGGAGUCAAGCUUCAAGCUCCUCGACGCGUAUUUUGAUAUGGGUGGCAACUUCAUCGACACCGCCAAUAGCUACCAGGACGAAUCUUCCGAAGAGUUCAUUGGAGAAUGGGUCGAGAAGCGGGGUAUUCGUGACCAGGUGGUCAUUGCUACAAAGUACACGAUGAACUUCAAGCGCGGGAACGAUAACAUUCAGCAAAAGGUCAACUACACCGGUAACGGGAACAAAUCUCUCAAAAUCUCGGUCAAGAGUAGCCUUAGAAAGCUGCGCACCGACUAUAUCGACAUUCUCUACGUGCAUUGGUGGGACUAUGAGACUUCCAUCGAAGAGGUGAUGAACAGUCUGCAUAAUCUUGUCGUCGAGGGGAAGGUUCUCUAUCUCGGAAUCUCCGAUACGCCUGCUUGGGUUGUAUCCCGCGCAAAUAUGUAUGCUCAGGUCCAUGGAAAGACACCUUUUUCGAUCUAUCAAGGACACUGGAGUCUUUUGGACCGCUCCUUCGAGCGCGAGAUCAUUCCCAUGGCGCGCACUCUUGGUUUGGCGCUGGCCCCAUGGGAUGUCUUAGGUGGAGGCAAGUUCCGCACGGACGCCGAAGAGGAAGAGAGGAGGCAGUCAGGAGAGAAAGGGCGUGCUGUUGCUGGACUCGGAAUUAGCUGGGAGAGGAACGAGGACGAGAAGAAAAUCUCAAGGGCACUGGAAAAAGUUGCUGGGGAGGUCGGGGCGAAGAAUAUUCGAUCUGUGGCCCUGGCGUACGUGAUGCAGAAAACGCCGUAUGUGUUUCCCCUCAUCGGAGGUAGAAAGGUGGAACACUUGGUGUCGAAUUUAGAAGCGCUCGAUAUUACGCUGUCAAAGGAGCAGAUUGAGUAUUUGGAGAGUAUUCUGCCGUUUGACCCUGGUUUCCCGAAUGCGAUGAUUGGUGACGGAUCCAGCUAUAAUAUUUUCCUGGCGUCGACAGCACAUAUGUCAAAGCAGCCGAGGGUUGAACCAAUUAGGCCGUGA
Desarmillaria tabescens is the source of this 1149-nucleotide messenger RNA. RefSeq names its product NADP-dependent oxidoreductase domain-containing protein. Lineage: Eukaryota; Fungi; Basidiomycota; Agaricomycetes; Agaricales; Physalacriaceae. The transcript has 7 exons. The record is from RefSeq and is a predicted model, not a curated record. Bases 1 to 1149 code for a protein of 382 amino acids.